Cajanus cajan (pigeon pea) is the source of this 990-nucleotide messenger RNA. Its product is annotated as expansin-A11. Gene Ontology annotation, biological process: plant-type cell wall organization. The record is from RefSeq and is a predicted model, not a curated record. Gene Ontology annotation, cellular component: extracellular region. Lineage: Eukaryota; Viridiplantae; Streptophyta; Magnoliopsida; Fabales; Fabaceae.
UGACAAUAAAUGUUAACACAAAUUCCAUUCUUCUUCAAUAGGGGUCUUAAGCAUAUUGAAUGCGUAAAGAAAGAUAGUAAUAAUGGCCAAAGUCAUGUUUGUUUUGUUCAGCUUCCUCGUAUUAUGCUGUUCUUCAAUCAACACUUGGGCUUUCUCACCGUCUGGUUGGACCAGUGCCCAUGCCACUUUUUAUGGAGGUAGCGAUGCCUCGGGCACAAUGGGAGGGGCUUGUGGGUACGGGAAUCUGUAUUCAGCGGGGUAUGGAACUGAUACAGCGGCAUUAAGUACUGCGUUAUUUAACGAUGGAGCCUCAUGUGGGGAAUGCUACAAAAUCAUCUGCAAUUAUGAAGCAGACUCCAGAUGGUGCUUGAAAGGAACAUCUGUAACCAUAACUGCCACAAAUUUUUGCCCUCCCAAUUUUGCUCUGCCCAACAACAAUGGAGGGUGGUGCAACCCUCCUCUCAAACAUUUCGACAUGGCUCAACCCGCAUGGGAAAAGAUUGGUAUCUAUAGAGGAGGGGUCGUGCCCGUCUUGUUCCAAAGGGUUCCAUGCGUGAAGAAAGGAGGGGUUAGGUUCAGUGUGAAUGGGAGAGACUACUUUGAGCUUGUAUUGAUCAGCAAUGUGGGGGGGGCUGGAUCUAUCAAAUCUGUGUCCAUCAAAGGCUCAAAAACUGGAUGGAUGACUAUGUCAAGAAACUGGGGAUCUAAUUGGCAAUCCAAUGCAUAUUUGAAUGGUCAAUCUUUGUCCUUUAGGGUCACAACCACCGAUGGUGUAACUAAACUUUUUCUAGGUGUUGUUCCACCAAAUUGGUCAUUUGGUCAGACUUUCCCUACUAGUGUCCAGUUUUAAGGCUACAAGGAUUAUUAAGUUGUGGGUUUUGGACUUUCUCAUGAACGUAAGAAACGGCAGAGGCAUGCUUAUUAUUUUACUGGAGCAGCCCGCCUCACUCUUUUGUGCUUUUUGGACCCAUAAACUUUAUGGCCUAAAUG